This is a messenger RNA of Momordica charantia (bitter melon), 1577 nucleotides long. It is a transcript of the gene UCNL, whose product is annotated as AGC (cAMP-dependent, cGMP-dependent and protein kinase C) kinase family protein. Gene Ontology annotation, biological process: protein phosphorylation. Gene Ontology annotation, molecular function: protein kinase activity; ATP binding. The record is from RefSeq and is a predicted model, not a curated record. NCBI's taxonomy places the organism in Eukaryota, Viridiplantae, Streptophyta, Magnoliopsida, Cucurbitales, Cucurbitaceae.
AAAUUGUUGCACAGGGUGGGUAAAGAAGCAAGUUAGAGGGGCAAAGGGGAGAAGCGAGUAGUAACUGUGUGGCAAAACCGAAAAGGAGGGAGCCGUAAAAAAGGCGCAAAAUACGCCCAAUGCCCUCUUAUAAAUUCCAAAAAACCGACUCUUCUUCCGCAAUCCCCUCCCCUUCCCUCAAAACCUUAGACGACAUGGACUCGGAUCACCCAUCGUCCGAUCAACACCUCCAUCUCCACGAUCUCAGAGCCCUCAAGGUACUCGGAAAAGGAGCCAUGGGCACCGUGUUCCUCGUCCACGACCGCCUCGCCGAUGAACAUGCUUCUUCCCCCUUCGCCCUUAAGGUCGUCGAGAAAGCCUCUUUUGUCUCCAAGCACGACGCCGAGCGCCGAGCCCGUUGGGAGAUUCAGGUUCUUUCCCGCUUGUCCCUCCCCGAACCCCACCCCUUCCUCCCCAACAUUCUUGGAUCCUUCGAGUCCGACCAGUUUCUGGGCUGGGCGGUUCCCUACUGCCCCGGCGGCGACCUCAACGUCUUGCGUUACCGCCAAUUCGAUAGGGUUUUCUCGCCGGCCGUCAUACGCUUCUAUUUGGCUGAGAUCGUCUGCGCGCUCGACCAUCUCCAUGCCAUGGGCAUCGUCUACCGAGAUUUGAAGCCGGAGAAUGUCUUGAUUCAGCAAUCGGGUCACGUAACUCUCACGGAUUUCGAUUUGUCGCGUAGCUUGAUCCGGAGAGCUGUAAAAGACGUCGUUGCCCACGAGAAGCCACCCGUCGUCCGGCAAAACCACCGCCGAUAUUUGUCGCGAUGGAUCAUGGCGUCCCCCAACGUUAAAGACGGCCUGAGGAAGGCCAAAUCGGCUCGCGUCAGCCCCGUCAGCCGACGGAAGCCGAGUUUCACCAAUGGCGAGCGGUCGAAUUCGUUCGUCGGCACGGAGGAGUACGUGUCGCCGGAGGUCGUUCGCGGCGAGGGACACGAAUUUGCUGUCGACUGGUGGGCCCUUGGAAUUCUCACGUACGAGAUGCUCUACGGUACGACGCCGUUUAAGGGGAAGAACCGGAAAGAAACGUUUCGGAACGUUCUGGUCAAAGCUCCGGAGUUGAUCGGGAAGCGUUCGGACCUAACGGAUUUGAUCGAACGGUUGCUGCAUAAGGACCCCACCAGGCGGUUGGGCUACGUACGCGGCGCGUGUGAAAUCAAGGAGCAUGCCUUCUUUCACGGCGUUAAGUGGGACCUAUUGACGGACGUCACGCGACCGCCAUUUUUAACGUCGCGAGAAGAAACGGAAUGGACGGAGAAAUUAACGCCCGGCGGCGUGGAUAUAAUGGAAUACUUCCAUAGACAGAGGUCGCCGCCGUCGUCUCCGUCGACCUCUUUCAGUUGGCAGAAUAACGACACAUCUUUAACGGAAUUCUAACCCCCCACGUGUAAGAGUUUGAUAUUAAUUCUUUGGGCUCUGUGUAAUUUUAAUGUACAUAAUAAAAUAAAUGGUAGAAAGUACGUGAGGAACGGCGUUAGUGAAAUUGAUAAAUGUUAAUAUGGCUGUUAAGGUAAUAAUAGGCAGAAGAAUUGGUACUGUGAA